Vavraia culicis subsp. floridensis is the source of this 446-nucleotide messenger RNA. RefSeq lists its product as uncharacterized. Gene Ontology annotation, molecular function: protein dimerization activity. The transcript has a single exon. Gene Ontology annotation, biological process: DNA-templated transcription. The record is from RefSeq and is a predicted model, not a curated record. NCBI's taxonomy places the organism in Eukaryota, Fungi, Microsporidia, Pleistophoridae. Bases 1 to 348 code for a protein of 115 amino acids.
AUGCCGCUGAAUUCAUACACCGAUCCCAACCGCAAAUCACAAAAGGACUACGAGUCAAUCAAGCAGCACCCACGCAUAACACGCUUAUCACCUACAACCAUUCGAAUAGCACAUGAAGAUCACACAUUAAUGAAUGUUAUUCAGUACUUUUUGAUGCAGCAUCCUUUUGUCGUUGCUGGUUAUGUCAUACCACAUUUAUCGGAGGAUGUUGUUGAGCUGAGUAUUGUAGGGAAGAAUGACAUGAUAGGUGAUAUUUUUGAGUGGCUUUGUACCGCUUUGGAUGAGCUAGAAGCUAUGGGCAACGAAAUGAUGGAAAGUAUGAUAGAAGCAGAGAAUGAAGGUGUAUAGUGGUGUAAAAGGAUUAUAACGAAGGAUACUUGGUGAUGGAUAGGUGGAAUGAAUGAUAAUAAGCUAUUGUUGGUGAAUUAAAUCGAUAUAAAUUAAGU